CUACACCAUGGCAUUCAAUGGCAUCCGAGAUCUUGAGUCCGAGAAACAACUCUGGUCAGGGCAUUGUCGCGUCUCCAGGGCAUGGUUGGGUGUUAAUGUGACGACUGAUAAAGUCCUGCAUUUCGAUCUCAUCUUGAUGGAUGCCAAGGGGAAUGAUAUAUGGGUGCAUAUCCCACCAGUGCUGCAAGAACACUUCAAACGAUUGCUGAAGGAACAGCAGGUCUACACCAUUAAAAACUUUGAGCUUCACACGACCCAACUGAAAUAUCGCCCCAUUGCCAAUACAUAUAUCAUGUCGUUCUCCCGGAAGACUACUGUUGAGCAUGUUCCCGAUGUCCCUUCCAUUCCUGCCUUCAAAUUCAAAUUCCUCAAAGCAAGUGAGAUGGCAUCUAAAUUGAAUGAUGUGGUCGUCCUCUCAGGCAUUACUUAUGUUGUCAAACCUAAGCCUACGUUGUUUUACAGAGGGGAUGUUGUCAAAGUUAUUAUCUGGGGAAGAGUUGUAGCUGACUUUGAUAAGUUGAUCAAGCCUGGUGAUGAUGAACAAGUCAUACUGGUUGUGACUGCGGUUUCUGUCAAACCCUUCCUAGGUGAACUUUGCUUUAAUUCUUCGGGUUCAACAGUGUUGUAUCCCAACCUUGAUAUCCCAGAAGUAAAGGCUUUCACAACCAGAUAUCGUAUACAGCUUGAUGUUGAAAGCAGUUCUGUGCCAGCUACCUUUAUCAUCUUUGAGUAUGAAGCAAAACGCUUCUUUGGUGUCAGUGGUAAUGAUCUUUUCAAUAGGACGGGUCAGAACAAU
This is a messenger RNA of Linum tenue, 796 nucleotides long. NCBI's taxonomy places the organism in Eukaryota, Viridiplantae, Streptophyta, Magnoliopsida, Malpighiales, Linaceae. The record is from the annotation of a GenBank genome assembly.